Molecule: messenger RNA, 641 nt
Organism: Vigna radiata var. radiata (mung bean)
Lineage: Eukaryota; Viridiplantae; Streptophyta; Magnoliopsida; Fabales; Fabaceae
Exons: 2
Coding region: 61-639 (192 amino acids)
Source: RefSeq, a predicted model, not a curated record
UCUUCAGAAGAAGACAACAGGUUCUUGACAUGCCUUCAAACCUAUCUUCUUGGAAAGGAUAUGGACUGGGGAUUCUGGGCUUUCCAAGGUAGCUACUAUUUGAAGAAAGACCAGGUCCAAGUUGAGGAGUCAUUUGGUGUAAUGGAUGCAACAUGGCGUAACCUUAGAUAUCCAAAUUUCACCGACAAGUUCCAGCUUUUGCAAAGGAAGAAUCUUGAACCUAACUCCAUGGCCCCCAUUGUAAAUAUCUUGUACCACCCACUGUCUGGUCAAUGUGCUCAAGUGAAUGACAGGAAUGAAGUUGAACUCGGAAGCUGUGAGAGCAAACACAGAUGGGNUCGUGGAGAGGAUGAGACNAAANUGCUUUUACAUAGCACUGAGAAGUGCUUAACAGCAACUGGUGAAGGGCUUCCAGUUGUAGUUUCUGAUUGUGAAACGAACAACAGUUCAUGGAAAUCUGAAUCUCUUUCUAAACUUCACUUGGCAAGUAUGAAUGAACAGGAGGAACAACUUUGCUUGCAGAAGGAUUCUAACUCAUCCACCAUUGUGACUUCAAAGUGUAUCUGCAUAAAAGAUGAUUCUGAAUGUCUUGAUGAUCCUCAAAGCCAGUGGUUCCAGCUUGUUCAAACCAAUGUGUAGCU